AUGAAUAUUUUAUGGUUACAUGACAAUAUCAAUGAUCAUAAAGAACUUGAUAAACAAUUAAAAAAUUUUGAAAAACCGAUUAUAAAUUUUACUGAUGAUCGAUCAUGUAUAGCUUUCCUAAAAACUUCUGAGCAGGAAAACAAUGAUCGACCAUCGGUUCUUAUUGUUCUCAAUCGAAUAGGUCGUCAAAUAGUGCCUGAAAUACAUUCAUAUACAACUUUAUUAUCCAUUGUUAUUUUUUGUACAAAAAAUGAUAACAAAAUAAAAUGGGCGAACAAAUACAAUAAAAUCAGAGGCAUUUUCAUAGAUCCAAAAGAACUUAAAACAUAUGUUCGACAAGUGAUCCAAAUAUCGGGUCUUUUAGUGUUACUCGAUGAACAUCCUAAUGAGAUAAUUCAACAGCAACUUUACCGACUUGAUUCAUCAUUAAUCAUAAUUAAACGAAUCCAUUCAUGUCUUAGUCAUUUCCGAUCUGUUACAUAUAAACGUCCAUUGAUGUUAAUUUCUACAAAUGCCUUAGGACGACAAAUUGUGCCUGAAAUCCAUUCUGAUAAUCAGUUAAAGGCAAUCUUUAUUUAUUAUGUUAAAAAUGACACAAAAAUUAGAUGGACUACUAAAUACAACAAAAUUAAACUAGUAACAACAAACAUAAUUGACUUAAUAAAUGGUAUAAGAAAUGAAGGUUUAUACUAUAGCGCUUUACUUUGGCAUCUUGUUUGUCUCGACGAUCAUAGCGAUGAAGUGCUUCGACAUCAUCUCUAUGAACUUGAUCCUUGUAUAAGAACAUUCGAUCGAUUUGAUAUAUGUCAAACAUAUCUUGAUUCAAUUAAUCAACGUACCAUUGCUACGAAACCGGUUCUAUUUGUUGCUAUUAACAGGAUGGGGCGACAAUUUAUACCUGAAAUUCAUUCAAAUGAUCGACUUAAAGCUUUUUAUAUUUUUAUUUCCUCAGAUUCAACUAACGAUCGAAAAACCAAAUGGACUACAAAAUAUAACAAGAUAAAACGUGUAUGCGCCGAUAUCAAUCAAUUGAUCGCAUAUAUUAAACAAGAUGCUGCUGUUCUCACACAUAGCAUCAUUCGAAUUCCUAUAAUUGCUCCUGUUUAUCGUUUAGAUUAUCAAGAUAUUCAUAAUGUUUCGCCGUCUUCAACAAAACCUGAUUAUCUUACCGAUUUAACGGAUGAAAAAAUAUCUUUUAUUGUUUCUGAUGCUUUUGGUCAACAUAUUGUACCAUUAAUUCAUGAAAUACCGCAAAUUAAAUCAAUCUAUGUAUUUUGUGGUGUAAAUAAAUCGAAUUAUGAAGCAUGGGCUAAAGACAAUAUUGGUAGUGUUUUGCGAAAUCAAAAUCAAUUAAACGAAGCGUUAGAAUACAUGGAGCGAGCUCUUCACAUCGAACUUCUAGCUCCACAACCCAAUUCACUUAAAAUUGCUUCCUAUCAUAACAAUAUUGGUCUCGUACUGACUGAUCUGAAUAAUUUCAAUAGUGCAUUAAUAUAUUAUGAACAAGCGUUCAAAAUUCAACAGAAAUACUUGCCACCAAAUCAUCCUGAUCUUGCCACAUCAUAUAAUAAUAUCGGCGCUAUUUAUAAUGAACUUCAAGACUAUAGCAAAGCUUUAUCUUUUUACGAAAAAUCUCUUGAUAUAAUGCAACGAUCGCUGCCACUCAACCAUCCUGAUCUUGCCGUGCCAUACAAUAAUCUUGCCUCUAUUUACAAUGAACUUCAAGAAUAUAGUAAAGCUUUGUUAUAUUAUGAAAAGUCUAUACAAAUCAUGCAAAAAUCAUUACCACCAAAUCAUCCAUUUUUAGCUCUCGCUUACCAUAAUUUGGCAUUAACAUUUUAUCGUUUACGUUCGUAUAAAACUGCACUAGAGUAUGGUGAAAGAGCGAUAGAAAUAUAUUAUCGUGCAUUGGAACCUAAUGAUCCACAAGUGAUAACUUGUCAAGAGACUCUGAAUGCAAUUCGUGAAAAAUUAUAA
Rotaria sp. Silwood1 is the source of this 1977-nucleotide messenger RNA. The record is from the annotation of a GenBank genome assembly. NCBI's taxonomy places the organism in Eukaryota, Metazoa, Rotifera, Eurotatoria, Philodinida, Philodinidae.